AUGUCUGAAUUGAUGCUGUUUUUGCCGCCCGAUAACGACAGCAUGACGAAUGGAGCGGUUAUUUCACUUCUGAAUUUGCACUUGGAAAAGCUCCUGGCCUGUUCCUCUGAUGAAUUUAAGAUAGUUCUUCGCCAGGAUUCAUCGAUACCAAAAAUAUUGGAUUCCUACCUUCAGUAUCGACAAAGAUCGUUCGAUAAAGCCGUCGACAUUCAACCGAGCCGAGAAGAGGACGAUUUAGCAAAACGGAUAUUUUUAUUGCUGAUGAGAAUUUCCUCUGAAAAGGAGAAAGCAGUCACAAAGAGGUUCUUUACGGUACCGAGAAUAAUCGACAUAGCCACGUUAUUCGCUCCUACGAACAGACUCUUGGUGGCAAAUUUGUUCGAAAACGUGUACGGGGUAGCUCCUGAGAUUUUCACGACGGAAUUGAACGAAAGUUUCCAAGUAAUCUCGAAUAACUUUACCUCAUUGGUGCGCGGGGACAUCGCUUCCUCUUCCGAAGUCUCGAAGGAAGACGCGCUUCGCUAUCUCCGAGAUGCGGCGAGAAGUUUGGUUGCAUUCGUCCACGCUCUUCCUUUUGAUGACGAGAAGAGAAAAGGAAGAUGGUGGGACAAAAGUUUUGUCGAUUCAGUGAGUAGAGUUAUUGACCACCUGAAUGGUAGUAACACUGGAGAUGACGAAAUGCUUGCAAAAGAUGUGUCAAAGAGUUUUGAAGAACUUCGCAGACUUGUUGUAGGCGAUGGUGCUAUUAAUACUCCACCAUCUAUGUCGAAAGAAGCGAAGUAUGUAAUUGACGAAAUCCGUUCCAUAUUACCGGACUACAGUGAAGCAUUCUUGUUGAAAUGCGUGGACGUGUACGGACUCAACGCAGAACGAAUCACCCAACACCUAUUAGAAGGAGACGUGCCAAAGGAGCUUUUCGAAGAGAAGAAGAAAAAGAAGGAAGUGGCUCAACAACGACCGCCAGUGCCAAAACAACAACAACAACAAAGAGAAACGAAAAGCUUUUUGAACCCCAAAGCGGAAGGAUUUUACGUGCCACAACCAAAGAAGUUUACCACAGAGGCAAAGAAUGUGCUGGAUAAGUCAACUCGUUCCAACAAAGAGGCCGUGUUGAGACUCCUCGAAAAUCUCGAAUACGAAGACGAAUACGACGAUUCGUUUGACGAUUUACCUCCGCCACCUCCAAACGCGGUAGAAAAGCUUGAAGACGACGCGGACCCAGAAUCUGAAGAAAAAGAGUUUUGGUUUUUCAAAGGGCGCGUAUACAACGCACCUAAAGAAGGUGCUAUAGUUAUUAAAGCUCGGUCUCCUCAAGAAGCUUCUCGCAUAGCAGUGGCACAAAUAGACUCCGAGAAAACGUUUGGUUUAGGUGAAGGUGGGAAUAAAGCUGUAUUUCCUCGACACGAUGCGUCUAUUUCGGGAGAACACCAUCUGCAAGGUGGACGACAGCAGUCGAAAAAAGGAGGAGGGGGAAAAGCUUCUGGUGUCAGCACUCGCGGGGCUGGGUCCAACGCCCCGUCUUUUCAGGAACGAAACAGGCGGAAAGCGGCUUCAUCGAGGAAACGCGACGUAAUAUAG
Bathycoccus prasinos is the source of this 1578-nucleotide messenger RNA. Its product is annotated as ubiquitin system component Cue domain-containing protein (ISS). The record is from RefSeq and is a predicted model, not a curated record. Bases 1 to 1578 code for a protein of 525 amino acids. Gene Ontology annotation, molecular function: ubiquitin binding. NCBI's taxonomy places the organism in Eukaryota, Viridiplantae, Chlorophyta, Mamiellophyceae, Mamiellales, Bathycoccaceae. The transcript has a single exon.